AGACGGUCGCGCUCGUAUUUAUAAUUUAGUGAAUGCUAGCUUUCGUCCAGGGAUUGCACAAAUCCCUCCUGAUGCUAUUAAUAUUCGCAGCACUCCGGAUGGCACAUGCAUCGUCGCAUUUGUUAAAGAGGAAAUAAAAGAAGAAAUCGAAAUUAUGCCAUCAAGUCAACUUGACGAUAAAAAUCUUGUGACCAAUUCUGAAAUGCAAGUACCAAAGCAAUUAGUUCGAGGUUACGUGUAUUUUUGCGAAAACUUUAGCCGACACGCUAGUAAAAUUAUCGAUAUUUGUUUCGUUAAAUCUCCUGAAAUAUUUCAAUUUUCCAUGUUUGAAAAUCGACAAAUGCAUUUGACUACAAUUGAUCAAGAAAAAGGCACUUUUAAUUCAGCCAUA
Molecule: messenger RNA, 391 nt
Organism: Ambispora gerdemannii
Lineage: Eukaryota; Fungi; Glomeromycota; Glomeromycetes; Archaeosporales; Ambisporaceae
Source: the annotation of a GenBank genome assembly